Aspergillus bombycis is the source of this 1122-nucleotide messenger RNA. RefSeq lists its product as uncharacterized. Lineage: Eukaryota; Fungi; Ascomycota; Eurotiomycetes; Eurotiales; Aspergillaceae. The transcript is spliced from 2 exons. Bases 1 to 1122 code for a protein of 373 amino acids. The record is from RefSeq and is a predicted model, not a curated record.
AUGGCGGCAUCCCAAUUCUUCCAUAGACUUUUCAACCGUGAUAACCGAGACCCAGAGUCACCAAGGCCAUUGUCAUUAUCAAUACCAGGCCCAGCUCCGGCUCCGGCUCCGGCUCCAGCUCCAGCAUCAGCCUCAAUCAACAACAUCCCUAACUGGUCUCGAGCCGUCCUAGAAUCGGUCGGUAUUGACCACGCUACUUGCCGUGUUAAUGGGUCUCCUACUGAUUCCAAACAUCUUCCAACCCUCCCGCCAGACCACUGCUCCCUGUUGUCUACAUUAAGUGACAACAGACACCAUAAUAGAUCAUCAUCCGUAGCGAUUCAGCCGCAGAGUCAAAGUCCAUUCUUUUCCCGUCUUCCACCCGAGGUACGCAAUCUAAUAUAUCUCUUCGCCUUUGGGAACCGCCGAAUUCAUCUCGACUUCGACUUCAACCCCCAACAAGGCCAGUGGAGAUGGUGGCAUCGAGUAUGUGACGAUGCUGAAAAUUGCCUCGACAAAACGUUCCAAUGUCCUGAGUACGCUGGCGCUGAAGAGGCGAUGCUGAAACUCGCCUCACGCUCCUGGGUGAAGGAGGGUUUCGAGUAUAAACUAGACGCGGUGAAUUGGCUAAGAUGUUGUCGGAGAGCAUACAUAGAAACCCUCCCUAUAUUUUACACUUCUAGCACAUUCGUUUUCACCCAUGGUAUCGAUCAGCUCUUCCGCCUGUCAUGCGUGAUGCCGCCGGACCAUUUGGCACUCAUCGUAUCUCUCUCUGUUGAGAUCGAUAUCUACCGCAUCAUAAAGCGGCCUCCUCAUGUAGACCCACAAUUUAAGUCUUUUUAUGACAAAGUCUUUAAGAUUGUCCUCUGUGAGCUUAAAAACGUGAAGGAUCUUCGGUUCUCAAUAGCAGGGUUGCCCCAUCAUUCUGGGAGCCCGGUGCAGUGGAUAAGCCACGAAGAAUGUGAUUGGAUUACACCAUGGGAAGAAUUGGCGUCCAGUCGUAGUUGGAAAAGACUAGAUAUCGCGGUACCGCGAGCUUGGGUGCCGGAAUUUGAGGGAGUGGUACAGCGGAAUAGCGAGGUGGAGGAGCAGAGGAGGUAUCGACUUGUGGCUGGGAGUCACGAUUGGCCUAGGGGGUGGUAG